Molecule: messenger RNA, 4089 nt
Organism: Ostrea edulis (European flat oyster)
Lineage: Eukaryota; Metazoa; Mollusca; Bivalvia; Ostreida; Ostreidae
Exons: 2
Coding region: 2677-4077 (466 amino acids)
Source: RefSeq, a predicted model, not a curated record
AAGUUCAAACUCCACCUACUACACUCUGGUUGGACGACAGUCGGUCAAACAGUCGCUGAAACCGCGGUAUCCACGCUUGAGCGUAGUUCACAAUAUUCUAUAGUAGUAUCGAUUUUCGUGAACAAACCUAGAGUUUGUUUUAAAAAAGGUCGAAAAAUAGCCAGAUAUUUUAAAAAAACAAAAAAAACACCAGAAAAACCCAUAGGUAGAUGACUAAAGUUUGUAGUCCUUGUUUACCUGUCGACCUGACGAAGGUCGGACUCUCGUCCACUGAUAAGCUAUCAAUUCAAAUUUCCAGACCACGUAGGAAUCUACACAGGUAAGACCUUUUUGUACCAAAUGACGACAAACUAAAAUUGUACAUUGUAUUGUCAAUUCAUUAAAACUGAAGAUUAUAUUACAUAGGCAGUAUUAUAUUUAUUUGGGGUUUUUCUACCAAUAACACGCAUAUAUUUGAAUAUCUAUAGGAAUUUAAUCAGGUUCUCAGAUCAACAAAGCUACAACACGUACUUGAAACUCUGUUAUCACGGACACCCCGAUAUGUAGGAAAUAACAUUGUACUUUUAUAAAUGCAAAAGCACAACUCAUAACUAUAUUUAACACGUUUUAUGAAAACAAAGUUAGAUAUGGUUAACUUAUUUUUAGCAGCAUGUUUAUUUUGUGGACGCCUACUCUGUGAUAAUGGCUGGUCGUGUUGUAGAAAUUUUAUUUACAGAGUCAACGUGAGAAGUACAGAGUCCAACAUCCUAACGAAAAAUCGUUUACAGGUUAACAAAUUAAUACAUUUUUAAAACGGGUGCUAAUUAUGCGUAAUGCUUGGGUCAGUUCUUGUCUGGAUGCGAGCAAAUUAGAAGAUAAGUACCAUAUGUGCAUGUAUUUUCUGUAGUACUUGAUUUGAUAUAUAGGUCAUGGAGACGUAUUACUCUUUCUUGUUUACAUUGUAACAUUUGAUUCGAAAUUGGGGUAUGGGAAAGUUGAAUUGUAAAGGACUAUAUUUCUGUUGAGUCAGUAGCGUAGCAAAAUAUCACUUUAUUGGCUCACUAGUAAAGCAAUCAUCGAUUUUUGUAUCCUAAACGCAAACUUUCAAAACUACUAGAAUUAGUUGUGGUUAACAAAGGCAACAGAAAAUAGGAUAUAUAGCAAGGUAUAGGGCCUCAUUUUUUACUUAAAUUAAAAUAUAGACGUAAGACCGUGAAACCUAGUUUAGAAAAAUACACAAUUACGAUCAUGAAUGUAAUGCACUAGAGCAACAUGGCUGUCAUGGGAUUUCAGUACAAUCAUGUAUAUAUAUAUAGGGUUUCAGAAGAAAAUUACAGUUCCUUUGUUGGCAUUAGAUACACACAAUAUUUCGAUGACACUUGUGUUAUAUUAUCGUUUAAGUCCGAAUCUUUCCAGUUGUUCCAUCGAAACAAACAGUGGAAAAUCUGUUAACAGCAAACGUUACGUAUGCACUGUUUACCAAGGACAUCUCUUGAAAACAGAUAUUUCCAUUUGUAUAAAUACUCAGAAAAUUGUUUUAAAAAUGAUUUAUAACUAACAAAGCGAAGAUCUCCAGAAUAUGUGAUUCAAUUUCACAAAAAAUAUUUUGAAUAUAUAUUAUUUUGCGGUGAAUGAGUUAGCACUUACAAAAUUUCCUCCGGUAAUCUUAUACUUUCAUAUAUAAAGUUUUGUCUUUUUACUGUUAUUUCUAUCCAUAUGCGGAAUCUUACAGAAGUGAUAGUUUUAUUUGUUUGUUUAUUUGUUGUUUUUUCCAUCAGUUUGUUAUAGUUUUGCAUAUAUUUCUACAAAAAGGCAACAAAAAUCAAAUAGGUUUGAGUAUGACUAAUAAAUUCAUUAACAGUCUUUUAGAAUCCCCAUGGGCACGAAUUGUGCUCCUUUGUUAGCUGACCUGUUUUUUUUUAAUAUUCCUAUGAAGCAGAAUUUAUUCAAAAAUUUCUACGUGAGAAGAAAAAAUCUCUUGCUGUGGCCUUCAAUUUGACAUUUAGAUAUAUCGACGAUGUAUUAUCUAUUAACAAUAGUAAUUUUCGUUCAUAUGUCGAUUCAAUAUAUGCCAGUGAAUUCGAAAUAAAAGACACCACAGAGUCGUCCACUUCUACUUCAUACUUAAAUAUUUUAAACUUUUUUCCUUUCAAUAUUUCAACUUUAUGACAAGCGGGAUGAUUUCAACUUCUCCAUCGUCAACUUCCCAUAUUUAUGUAGCUAUUUUCCAGUAUCACCUGCAUAUGAUAUUUACAUCUCUCAACUGAUUCGAUACGAAAGAGCUUGUUCUGCAUAUGGUCAAUUUUUAAAUCGAAGCAAACAAGUUGAUGGUGUGACUGGUCGACAGGGAAUGCUUACUCCUCCAAGGCACCUGAUCCCACCUCUGGUAUAUCCAGGGGUCCGUGUUUGCCCAACUCUCUAUUUUGUAUUGCUUAUAGGAGUUAAGAGAUUGAUCACUGUCCGUUAUCUUCACCUUUCAUUAUGCUAGUAAAUCAGCAACGAUUAUUGAUAUCGGUCACUAUCCAUUUUUGUGUGAGAAAUCGUUAUCUUGUAAAUCAUUUAUCUAAAUAUAUGUAUAUUUCAGAUGUACUCUCUUUUCUCCUUCCUGAUUAUUCCUAGAUAUUUUGAUGUCCAAUGCCGCCUCGUAAAAAGUCAACCUGAAACACUCGUCCUCUGAGCUGCCCGUUUCACACAAUUAUGAAGAAACAGCACUUCUUCGUAGGAAUCACAUUAAUUUGUGUGCUUUUCGUCGUUAUGAAUUUUUACUCGAGAAAAAAAUCAACAAAUACUGCAAAAAACAUUGUAUUUAAUCCAAACCAAGAAAAAUUAGAAAUGAAAGGCCACCGAGAAGUGGGAACACGGUAUAUAUCAGAAGGUAACCCGUUCGAUCUGCAUUCACAAGAAGAUAUAGACAGCAUUUUUCAAUCGGGUCAUUCUAUCCAAUCAAAAACAGCAGCAAGAUCAACAACAACAACAACAACAGCAACAACAACAACAAUCAAACAGACAACACGACAGACGACUACGAGAACAAAGAAACCAACAGCAAUGAAUUCAUUACAGAAUUUGAAAGUAACCAAAUCAAAGGACGUCGCUUUAUCUGUGUUAAAUACAGACCAAAUAAAGAAGUUAGAGAAAGCUCUUGCAAAAAUAAAGGGAAUGUCCCUAUCAGUGCCAAAAGAUAAAUCAUCAAAACAAUUCACAACUGUAAAAUCUUUGUUAGUGACGAAAGAUAACAAAAUAAAGAAUUCAAUGAGUGAUGUGCGUAUUUACAAUUGGAAUGGUUCCUGGAGCCUUUCUUCAAUGUGUGAUGGGGUGGGGAUGAAUGAUUUCCGGGAAGCGACCCUCAAAACUAUGUCUGGACCGACGCCAAUCUUUGUGUAUUCAGAAACAGAAGACAAAUAUGUGUCUCAUGACAUCAUAAACACGGGGUGGUGGGAGCAUCACCUCGCGGUUCCCAUGGUCAACAUGCUGCAAUCAGACCCAACACUGACUUUCAUGGAUGUUGGUGCCAAUAUUGGCGCUUUUACCUUAGAAAUGGCAAAAAUGGGAAGAAAAACAAUAUCUGUAGAACCUCUUAAAGACAAUGUUCAAAGACUUUGUUGCUCUGUUCAUAAAGGGAAGCUAGGACAUUUGGUAACAAUAAUUGCCAACGCCAUAUCAAACAAACAUCAGCAAGUAACUCUGGGAAAGGACUUAAACAAUGUCGGCGGAACUUUUGUAAAUAAUAAUAAUCCCGUGAAAAUCUCUCAGAUAGUUAUGAAUGGUGAGUACUCGACUCCCGUCAACACAAUAUUAUUGGAUGACAUUCUUGGACUGCCCGAAAAACCAGAACGGGUUGUUAUGAAGAUGGAUGUAGAGGGAUACGAGCAUUUUGUGUUAGAAGGUGCUACGUAUUUCUUCCAACAAGUUUUUGUGAAAGCCAUUUUCAUGGAAUGGACAUAUAGCAAUAAUCCUUCAAUACGAGAUUCGAUAAUCAAGUUUAUGGUGAACAAUAAUUUUUUACCGUAUUCUUUGUCGAUGCACGAAAGUAUAUUAGAAUCGAAUUAUAAUGCAUGGCCUGGGACUGUUGUAUGGAUAAAUAAAACUAAAAAAUAAUUGUGUAGAAAA